AUGCAAGAUCUUCCUCCUGCCCACCGGACCUACAAAUCCUCUGCGGAUGGAUGGUCAAGGACCACAGCACAGGCCACUGAGUUCCUUUGGAACCAGGUUCGUCUUACAUUACCACCCAAGAAGAAAUCUCAUCCAAGGGAAGGUAACGUUGUCGUCUUGGGCGAUAUACCUGUCCCAGAACCACACCAGAACAUCCUGAAAAAAGGACCGAAGUUUUGCUUCGAGCCCACCCUUAAACGCGUAGACAAACUGGUUUUGCCCAGGUUCCUUUCACGGAAUGUACCAGAGGAGGACAAACCUAGGUGCAUCACCGAAUGUGUAGAUGUCUUACUGAAAAGUGAAGGCAGCCCCAAAAGAUCCCGCAGUUUAGAUCCUACGAUUAACUUUCUCUCAUCCAACAACUUGAAUGUUAUGCUAUCCGACAAAGAAGGCUGUUUUGUAGUCAUACCUAAUGGUUCAUUCUCCGAGAAAGCUCAUUUAGCUAUCCAAAAGAAUUUUAGAGAGGUAUCGGAACGUCCAGCUGAGAUAAAAAGAAGAACCAUUAAGUUUCUCACUCAACUCAACUUAGAGAAAGUCGCGUCAGCAGCCAAGAAAGGAGAAAACCUAACGUUAAUGGUGUUUUUCUCCGCUAAAACCCAUAAACCGGGAAUCCCUUUCCGCACCAUAGUAUCGGAACGCAACACUUGGCAACACGCCAUCUCGGGAUAUUUACAAAAACAACUAAAUUCCCUUUCAAUCGUUGACCCUUUACGCAUCCCCAACUCCAAGGUUGUUAUCGAUUUUCUAAGAGACAGCAAUCUAGAGGGGUGCACAGCAUUCAGCAUUGAUGUAGAGGACUUA
Molecule: messenger RNA, 840 nt
Organism: Ixodes scapularis (black-legged tick)
Lineage: Eukaryota; Metazoa; Arthropoda; Arachnida; Ixodida; Ixodidae
Exons: 2
Source: RefSeq, a predicted model, not a curated record